AUGGCGUCCGGCGGGCAGAGCAAUAGCACCGGUGGCGGUGGCGGUGGCAGCAGUAACUACGAUCUGUCGUUUAAGAUCUUGUUGAUCGGUGACUCUGGAGUCGGCAAAAGCAGCCUUCUCGUCACUUUCAUCUCCAAUUCUGUCGAAGAUCUUUCUCCUACUAUUGGCGUAGAUUUCAAGAUCAAGUUGCUCAAAGUUGGUGAGAAAAAGAUAAAGCUUACGAUUUGGGAUACUGCUGGACAAGAGCGGUUCCGGACUUUGACUAGCUCAUAUUAUAGAGGUGCCCAAGGAAUUGUACUUGUGUAUGAUGUGACAAGGAGAGAAACCUUCACAAAUUUGUCUGAUGUAUGGGCUAAAGAAGUUGAACUUUACUCGACUAACCAGGACUGUGUCAAGAUGCUUGUGGGAAACAAAGUUGACAAAGAUUCAGAAAGAGUUGUUAGUAGAGAAGAAGGAAUGAACCUAUCGAAAGAUCUGGGAUGUUUAUUCGUUGAAUGCAGUGCCAGAACGCGAGAAAAUGUGGAGAAAUGCUUUGAAGAGCUGGCUUUAAAGGUAAAGAUCUUUUAUUACUUUGUAUACUACUGUUACUUUGGGUCAGAUGAAUUAUCGGAGGAAAUAGUUUUCAGAAAGAAACAGAAGGAUAAGGUAUUUAUAUUUAUGCAGAUAAUGGAGGUGCCUAGUUUGUUGGAAGAAGGAUCUACUGCUGGGAAGAGGAAUAUAUUGAAACAGAAACAAGAACAACAGACAUCUGGUGGAGGUUGUUGCUCAUAG
This is a messenger RNA of Oldenlandia corymbosa var. corymbosa, 771 nucleotides long. NCBI's taxonomy places the organism in Eukaryota, Viridiplantae, Streptophyta, Magnoliopsida, Gentianales, Rubiaceae. The record is from the annotation of a GenBank genome assembly.